Orbilia oligospora ATCC 24927 is the source of this 840-nucleotide messenger RNA. RefSeq lists its product as uncharacterized. The transcript has 3 exons. The record is from RefSeq and is a predicted model, not a curated record. Bases 1 to 840 code for a protein of 279 amino acids. NCBI's taxonomy places the organism in Eukaryota, Fungi, Ascomycota, Orbiliomycetes, Orbiliales, Orbiliaceae.
AUGCCGGCUGCCCGCCGUGUAGCCGACGGCGCUCGUUUCGUCCAAAACGUCAAGAAUCGCGCCGAUGCUACCCGGUUCGCACAGAACAUACGAAGUCCUCCGGUACCUGGUAAUGGCGAAACAGCGCAGCAAAGAGUGGCACGGUUACGUGAAGCUGCGAGACGGGAGCGGAUGAACCAGGUCACAACGUUUGAUAAGGUUGUACAUCAUGGACGACGGUGGGCGGAUAAUUUGCAUCGAGCGACGGUGUUUACUAUCAUGGGUUUCUCUGCUGUGACGGUGGGUAUUACGGUUUAUUCAGUUUAUGGAAUGAUUGGACAGGGUCGAUCGAAUCGGAGAGAAUAUAUGGCAGAAUUAGCAUCUGAACAAGAAAGGCAAUGGCAAAGCUGGCGGCAGUCUGAGAUCGAUGAAAUCGUAGCGACUGGGAUAGAACCCGAAGAAGCCGCCAGAUUAUUCGAUGAAUCCGAAGAGAAGCGACGGAAAUCCAAGACGGUAUGGGGACGUUUAAAGACCUGGGCGUACGGUGGGUUGACCCCUGCGGAGGAGACUUAUAUGUCACGAUACGAAUUACACGAUGGAAGGGUGCAAAAGCAGGUAUUCCAGAAGCUUCAAAAGGAGUUUUAUGAGAAGAGAGGGUUGGAACUACCGAAGAAGGAUGAGGAUGAAGAUGACGAGGAGUUGGCGACGAUUACCGGGGUUACGGCCAUUGCAGCUGCCGUAGAUGGUAUCGUACCUACGGUUCCCGCGAAGGAUGUGAAGGAGACAGCACAGGCGGUCAAGUCUGAAGGGAAGGGGUAUUGGGGCACUUUGAGAAGUCUAGUUUCCGGAGGGAGGGUGUGA